AUGGAGAUCGUAGCCAACGUCAGCGGUAGUUUCGUGCUCCUGGGGCUGGUAGAGAUGGAGAUGCAAAAAUAUCUCUACUUCCCAUUUUUUACGGUGAUCUAUCUCUUUACUCUGAUGAUAAAUAGCAUCAUUGUGCUGGUGGUGCUGAAGGAAAAGACCCUCCAUGAACCUAUGUACAUUCUCAUAGCCAGCCUGGUCUUCAACGGGAUUUUCGGAAGCUCCUCAUUUUUUCCAAAACUGAUAGUUGACUUGAUCACCUCCUCGAAGACGAUUUCUCAUAGCGAGUGUCUGAUCCAAGCUUUUUGUAUUACCACUUUUGCAUUGUUAGAAAUGAGCACUUUUACAGUUAUGGCCUACGACCGUUACUUGGCAAUAUGUCAACCUCUUCAAUAUUCCACCUUGAUGACCAAUGCCAAGGUCCUGAGGAUCACUGCUACAUGUUGGGUCACAGCCUUCAUCUUUGUAUUCAUAACUAUUCUUAUGGCGUGGCGUCUUUCUCUUUGUGGGAAUAAAAUUAACAGUAUUUAUUGUGACAACAUGUCUUUCAUUGUCCUGUCUUGCCUGGACGCUUUAGUGAAUAGAAUUUAUACAGCUGUUGUAACCUCCUCUUACUUUUCCAUUACUAUUUUGGUUACUGUCUUCUCCUACUUCAGGAUAUUUAUUGUCUGCCUGCGAAUCUCCAAAGAGUCCCGUCAGAAAGCCAUCCACACCUUGGUGACGCAUUUACUCAACUUUUCCAUAUUUUUGAUGGGAUUUUUAUUUGUUUUUUUGAGGUACCGACUAGAGGCAGUAAACCUCCCUCUUAUGGCCCAUGUUCUCCUCUCUGUGACACCCCUCGUGUUCCCACCACUCCUUAACCCUCUGAUAUAUGGAAUUCGAACACAUGCCUUGAAAAUGAAAGUUGUUCAAUAUUUACAGAUACUAAAUGAGGGGCCAAAAUGGCCAAACUUUCAGAUGAAAUUAUCUUCCAAAUUUGUCAAAAUUGUUAAACAUAAAGAAGUACACUGA
This is a messenger RNA of Rana temporaria (common frog), 1008 nucleotides long. Its product is annotated as olfactory receptor 11A1-like. NCBI's taxonomy places the organism in Eukaryota, Metazoa, Chordata, Amphibia, Anura, Ranidae. Gene Ontology annotation, cellular component: membrane. The transcript has a single exon. Gene Ontology annotation, molecular function: G protein-coupled receptor activity; olfactory receptor activity. The record is from RefSeq and is a predicted model, not a curated record. The coding region runs from base 1 to 1008 and encodes 335 amino acids. Gene Ontology annotation, biological process: G protein-coupled receptor signaling pathway.